CAAUAAUUAUAUGAUACUUUCUGUAAUCUGUUCCUAUAUUACAUUAGUUACAAGAAUCUCUAAAAUUGUAUUUAUAACUUUUGGAGUAUUAAUGACUUCGAUGAUAAUAACACUUGAUAAUAACACUUUGUAUAACUAUAUAAUAUUUUCAAUUUGUUAUAGAUCGUUUAUGUAUUAGAUCAAUUGCAGGAAGCGAUAAAAUUCAUAUUUAUAGUUAUAGCAUUAUUAGUAACUUUGAUGAUUAUAUCUUAUUCCGGUCAGAGAAUAAUGGACGAAAGUCAGGACAUAUUUUAUCGAGCAUAUGCGGCAGAAUGGUAUAAUUUCUCACCUAGACUAAAAUCUUUAAUGAUAAUAACUCUUUACAGAAGUAAUAUGCCAUGCGGAUUAAAGGCAGGUAAUAUGGUUCCGUUAUCCAUCGCUACCUAUGCGUCAGUAAUACGAAUGGCCAUGUCUUAUUUUACUGCGUUUUUAUCAAUCCAAGAGUGA
Messenger RNA from Pogonomyrmex barbatus (red harvester ant), 486 nucleotides. Its product is annotated as odorant receptor 42b-like. Lineage: Eukaryota; Metazoa; Arthropoda; Insecta; Hymenoptera; Formicidae. Gene Ontology annotation, cellular component: plasma membrane. The record is from RefSeq and is a predicted model, not a curated record. Gene Ontology annotation, biological process: sensory perception of smell; detection of chemical stimulus involved in sensory perception of smell. Gene Ontology annotation, molecular function: odorant binding; olfactory receptor activity.